This is a messenger RNA of Patiria miniata (bat star), 1934 nucleotides long. Its product is annotated as beta-3 adrenergic receptor-like. The coding region runs from base 179 to 1297 and encodes 372 amino acids. Lineage: Eukaryota; Metazoa; Echinodermata; Asteroidea; Valvatida; Asterinidae. The transcript has a single exon. Gene Ontology annotation, biological process: G protein-coupled receptor signaling pathway. Gene Ontology annotation, molecular function: G protein-coupled receptor activity. The record is from RefSeq and is a predicted model, not a curated record. Gene Ontology annotation, cellular component: membrane.
AUAGGUUUAAAUUGUUUUAAUGUACAAUGAAAUGGGUUUAUAUUGUUAAGGCAAGUGAGAUCACCUUCAUUCUGUGCCAGGAUUUGAUCUUGAACUAUACAUACACGGGGUAUUGUUUAACACAGUUGAACACUUACCUUUAAAAGCACACUCGUAAAACAACACAGACAUUUGCAGAAUGGCGUUUUCUACAAACUCAACUCCUCAGCUGAACUCAACCUUUGUUUUAUUAGUUGAAGCUCCAUACACGUACCCCGAGUUGGUCUUGUGUGCCGUUGGGUUCUCUAUCCUGAUAGUCCUGGCAAUCAGCGGCAACAGCCUGGUCUUGGUUGCUUUGGCCCGUACCAAGAAACUUCAGAACGUCACUAACGUGUUCGUAGUCAACUUGAGCGUAACUGAUUUCCUUACCAGUUUGGCAAUCAUGUGGAUGGUACCUGGCAUGCUGAGUAAAACGCCAGGCUACCCAUUGCAGCCUGACAUCCCCUGCGUUGUCUCGGCUGCUCUUGCCCAGAUCACCCUUAGUAGCAGCCUUUUUACCCUGGCAAACAUCGCCCUGAACCGGUGCAUCCUGAUCACCAGACGUAUUGAGACCUACCAAUGGCUGUACACACCAAGGAAGACUGCCUUGAUGGUUUUCGGCUCAUGGCUUAUCCCCGUGUGUACCACCAUCAUACCGCCAUUGUCCGGCAUCGGUGGCCUCGGUUUUGAUCCUAAGACACGCUUCUGCAAAGACAUUGAAACUCACCCGAGAGUUGACGAGUACGACGGUCUUCAGUUUGUCGUGUUUUUCCCGCUACCAUUCCUUGUCAUCGCUACUUCGUAUCUCCUGAUUUGGCGACAUGUCAGACGUCAUUUCAAGAAGCGCCAACAAGAUGUAGGCCUACACGGUCUGCAGGUACCGAACGUUAACGCUAGUCGCCCUGGCCCGUCGUCUUCUUCACAGCAAGAGAGCGACGUCGACGAUGCCCACACCAGUAGCUCCCCGCAGCCCGCUAGGAUUAUCGACACCCAGAGUGCAAGUCAACUGAGCCGUAUCAGGAGUGAACAACUGGCAAUUACCAAGAACCUCUGUCUGAUAGUUUUAGCCUUCAUAGUGUGCGUCAUUCCCUAUGCCAUCAUUGAUAUCACUGGCAACAACCGGUUCGAGUUGUACGGCGCCUUGAUCUUAUUCGUCAGUUCUUCCAUUAAUCCUCUCAUCUAUUCCGUCAAGCAUCCACACUUGGGCCCAGUGAUGAGAUCUUUGGUAAGCUCCAGAUGUACUUCAGGAUCUAGUGGCUCCUCUAUAGAGGUUCCGUAGAUCCUACGAGACUUUCAUCAAUUAUCUUCUUUUAGGGAGGGGGGGAUCAUGUAUUUCUUGUAUUUCUUUUGCACUGUAAAAGCACCUUAGUGGGAUGUAAUCCCUUUUUUGCAAUAUAUCAAUAUUACGUUACCUGAUGGCAUUAUUCAAACACUAAACAGUGCCGGUUCAAACUCAUUAUUGUGAUAAAAAUGUGUAUUAAUGUCCUUUUGCAACUCAUCUCAACAUAUGCAAAAGAUAUAACUAUACAUGUACACGUAUUUCACAAACGAUAUGACUUUAAUCACCAUCCCCAUCCUGAAUUAUGAAAUCAAUAACCGAAUAUGAAUUCAAAAUCCCCUUUGCUAAAACCAAUUCCUUCAAAAUUUUGCUUUAACAAUUUUUCAUAUAAUUUGGACCAGUCUGCUCAUUGAUGCUAGAGAACAAGCAAUCAGCUCAACUCAACCUAACUGUUACUCAUCGCCACAUUUUGUAAUAAAAUCCUUGCAAUUGUUAUAUUGACCCUGACAGUAAUGGGUCCUGUGCUUUUAAUGUAAUUUUACACGCAUCCUAGGGGUCUGGGUUAAUCUAUGUAUUUCUAAUAAUUAUUCAGAUUUUUUUGGUGCGGCGCCUUCUCUCCUCUCCUGAAAUUGUAGAC